This is a messenger RNA of Aquila chrysaetos chrysaetos, 8248 nucleotides long. RefSeq names its product solute carrier family 6 member 4 (gene SLC6A4). Gene Ontology annotation, cellular component: plasma membrane; neuron projection. The transcript is spliced from 15 exons. The record is from RefSeq and is a predicted model, not a curated record. Bases 2372 to 4384 code for a protein of 670 amino acids. Gene Ontology annotation, biological process: serotonin uptake; sodium ion transmembrane transport. NCBI's taxonomy places the organism in Eukaryota, Metazoa, Chordata, Aves, Accipitriformes, Accipitridae. Gene Ontology annotation, molecular function: serotonin binding; serotonin:sodium:chloride symporter activity.
CAACUGAACAAAAAGGCCAGGAUAAUUCAUGAAGGGUGGUUUUGUGUUCUUAAUGUGCUGUUUUUCACAUUACAGCUUUGUAUGCCCUACAAAAAUAACUAAGUACUGACAUUGGGUGCCACUGAUGUGUGCAGAUGAAAGCAAUUUAACUGCAAGUGUUGACCAAGAUGAAUGGUAUGCAAUAGUGUUUCAGAACUUGUUAAAAGAACCUACACUUAAGCAGAGACUAAGAUGGAGAAGAACCUCAGACAAAGGUCGUGAUGCCUCUAAAACUUUAAAAAAAAAAAAAAAUCUGUAAAGAGCAGAAGGACCCCAAGUAGAGAGAAUUUAUUUCUUCUAAGAGGGUAGAAAAAGUGAGUUUGGAAAAUCCAUUCCACUCUCCCAGCAGUGGUGAGCUGGAAAUUUGUAUGAAAGGGAAGGCACAAAUUCCUUGUACCAUCUGUCCUCCCACCUCCCAAGAAAGAAAAACCCUGCUAUCCAAAGCAUGGGGUCUAAUCCACAGAUGGCUACUUACACAUUAAAACAUUGUACUUUGACCUUCAUAAAGGUUUAGCGAGUGAGGCAUGAUAGUAUCUGUCCUUGCAAACCCUUCAGAACAGGACAAAACAAGGGCAAGGCUGUGUGUGAUUUAAUAGGCGAGGACACUAACUUAUGGGGUUUUUCUCCUGUCUGCAGCUAAGCGGAGAUUAACAUGACCAAAACUGUUUAUUUUGGAAAGAAGAGUACAGGAGGGGAAUUCAGCACAGCAGAGAGAAGACUAGUUAGAUACUGCUAUUUUCACUAAAAGAACAAUGAAUCUCUAACACAACUGAAGACAACAAGCUUAAUUUGACAAAACAUUUCUAAUGUAUUGCCCACAAGAAUUAAUGGGAAAGCAAAAAUUAUUUAAAUAUGUUUCCUUAAUAUUUGCAAUUGCAAUACCUGAGCUAUCCUUGAGAUGGUGCAAAAGACAUGCUGCUGGCUGACUGCUGCUCUCAUUAAGGGACCAGAAGACAGAAAAAGGAAAGUGCUAAUUAUAUCCCUAUGCUUUUCAGUUUUAAGAGUUUGUUUUCUUUUCAAUUGUUUGGAACAAGUCUCUGAAAACUGGCAACCCCUUACAGCAAAAGUGCUGUAGCUAUUCUUAUUUGUCCCCAUUCUGGUUUUCCACACCACACCCCCCCCCCAAAUCUGCCACCUAAACUAUGGCACUAUGGCACUAUUUUGUUGACCUGUGAUUUAUGACUUUUUACAAACAAAUUGUAAAGUCUAGGAAUGAAGAAAUCCUGGAUGAAAGAAGCUGGAGAAAAAGCAUGUGUCAGAUUUUGAGUGAGAUAUUUUGAGUAGUAGUAAGAAGAAAGGAAAUUACUUGUUGAGCUUACUGAAGCAGCAACACGCUUUUAAAGAACUUGUGCUUAAUCCUUUAAAACAAAACUAAACCUUAUUUCUUUAUUAAAAUAAUGUAAAUAGUCAGCAAUAGCAAUUAUUCUUUCCAAGCCCUUUUACUGUGAUAAUACCCCAGUCCUUGCUAUCUUUCUGUAAUCUACAGACCCACCUGCAAACUUGUAAUUUACUGACUCCCUCAAAACUUCCGUCCCGUUUGUUGUCUCCAUCAUCAUCACCAUCCUGUUAUUUACAGCUGUAAUAACAGCCAGUAAAAUUGUCCCUUACCAGAAAAGCUUUCCUCCUUCUCACUCUGCCUUCAUUGGAUCCUGCUCUUUUGAACUGAUCAGAACAGACAAAUGUAGCCACCCACCUCUAGGAGGAAAACUGAGCUGCAGCCCUGGUGAAACAUAAAGUUUAUUUGACUAAAGUGACGCAAAAAUUCUUGAAGAGCUCUUUGGCAGCAGAUUAUCUGGAAAUCAGACCAUGUGAGGGGGAUUGGUGUACAAAAACCUCACCAAGAUGCUGAGUUGCCCACAGGCUGACUUCCCGAGAUUCUGAAGUAAAUGUGGGUGAAGGUUACUCGAGCUUGGAUAACACCAAGGAAAGCGCUUCAAACCCAUCUGAAAGACAGAAAUUGCCAGUAGAAGUCACAGGAUGAACUGAAAAUGAAAAUACAAGCCACACUAAACUCUGUCCUCAUUUUUGCAAACUGGGAGUCCCACAACCUCCCUGGUUGUGAAACCAGUGUUCAGAGGGAGAACGUGGUACCAGAAGACAGCAGGACUGUGUCUGCCUGUGAGUUGUCCAGCAAUGCACAAAGUCCAGCAAAUCUGCCUGAGAGGUUAUAAGCCAGAUGGUGUUUGUGCCUUCAAUCUGAUGGAUUUAAAUAUGGAAGAGGAAUUCUAAAAGUGUUGGGAAUACACUGGGAAUAAAAGCGUGGGAAGACAAGCCACAAGGGGACUCUGUGCUGCUGUCUGUCUGCAAGUGAUCAGAACAAAUCUUGGAAAAAAUGGAAAAAAAAGCAACAAGCAAUGAGACUGAGCCGCUGACUUCCAAGAAAGAUGUCUCAGACUGUAAUGAAGGAGAAGACUGUAAAGAGAACGGACUUCUGGUCAGGAACCCUAAAUCUGCCCUACGGCUAGUGGAGGAUGGCAAUAAAGUCCAUCCCAGCCAGGGAGAAAAAGGGGAGGCAGCUCAGAUCUCAAACGGUUAUUCAGGGGUUCAGAGCUCUGUUCCCUGCAAUGGAAUGGGAGAGGUGGAAGAUGCCCAGUGCACUGCCCCAGCAGCCACAACCACCACUACAACCACCACUUCUACCACCUGCGGAGCAGAAGGCCAGCAGCAGCUGAUGGAGCUAGAAGACAGAGAGACCUGGAGUAAAAAAAUUGACUUUCUACUCUCUGUCAUUGGAUAUGCAGUGGAUCUGGGAAAUGUGUGGAGAUUUCCCUAUAUAUGCUAUCAAAAUGGAGGAGGAGCAUUCCUCAUUCCUUACACAAUUAUGGCCAUCUUUGGAGGGAUUCCUCUCUUCUAUAUGGAACUAGCACUAGGACAGUACCACAGGAAUGGGUGUAUUUCAAUUUGGAGAAAAAUAUGUCCUAUAUUCAAAGGAAUUGGCUUUGCCAUCUGUAUAAUAGAUCUUUACGUAGCCUCCUACUACAACACCAUUAUGGCCUGGGCCUUUUACUACCUCGUAUCCUCCUUCACGGCGGAGCUGCCAUGGACUAGCUGCACAAAUGCUUGGAACACAGGCAACUGCACUAACUACUUCAGCAAGGACAAUGUCAGCUGGUCCCUGCACUCCAUCUCUCCCGCAGAAGAAUUUUAUACCCGCCAAGUUCUACAGGUGCACAGGUCCAAUGGGCUGGAUGACCUGGGGGGCAUUAGCUGGCAAUUGACCCUCUGUUUAUUGUUAAUCUUCACCAUUGUAUACUUCAGCAUCUGGAAAGGGGUCAAAACAUCUGGCAAGGUGGUAUGGGUGACUGCCACAUUCCCUUACGUCAUACUCUUUAUCCUGCUAGUGAGAGGUGCGACUUUGCCUGGGGCUUGGAGAGGUGUCCUCUACUACUUAAAACCUGACUGGCAGAAACUCCUGGCCACUGAGGUUUGGGUGGAUGCAGCAGCUCAGAUUUUUUUCUCCCUUGGUCCAGGUUUUGGUGUCCUAUUGGCUUAUGCCAGCUACAACAAAUUCCAUAACAACUGCUACCAAGAUGCUCUGGUUACCAGUACCGUGAACUGUGUGACUAGUUUUGUGUCUGGAUUUGUCAUUUUCACUGUGCUGGGAUACAUGGCUGAGAUGAGGAAUGAAGAUGUAUCAGAGGUUGCCAAAGAUACUGGACCCAGCCUUCUCUUCAUUACGUAUGCUGAGGCCAUUGCAAACAUGCCUGCUUCCACUUUCUUUGCCAUCAUCUUUUUCCUGAUGUUACUCACGCUGGGAUUAGACAGCACGUUUGCAGGGCUAGAGGGAGUGAUUACUGGAGUACUGGAUGAAUUCCCGCAUGUCUGGAGCAAACGCAGGGAAUUGUUUGUCCUUGGUCUGACCAUCGUUUGCUUUUUGGGGUCAUUAGCAACCCUGACAUUUGGAGGUGCGUAUGUGGUAAAGCUGUUUGAAGAAUACGCCACUGGUCCAGCUGUCCUAACAGUCGUGUUUCUGGAAGCAGUUGCUGUGGCCUGGUUCUACGGCAUCACCCAGUUUUGCAAUGAUGUGAAAGAAAUGCUAGGCUUUACCCCAGGCUGGUACUGGCGAGUUUGCUGGGUAGCAAUUAGUCCCAUCUUCCUUCUGUUUGUCACUUGCAGCUUUCUGUCCAAUCCUCCUGAGCUACGGCUUUUUGAUUAUAAUUAUCCCUACUGGACUACAGUAGUGGGUUAUUGCAUAGGAACUUCUUCAGUCAUGUGUAUUCCAAUCUACAUGGUUUAUCGGUUGAUCAUCACUCCAGGAACACUUAAGGAGCGUGUUCUGAAAAGCAUUACUCCAGAAACAGCUACAGAAAUUCCUUUUGGAGACAUCCGCAUGAAUGCAGUAUAAGCUGACCUGUUUUCUGCGGGGAAGAGAGGGAGAGCAUAAAAUAUAACUUUCUCCACACUCUCCCACCCAAAGAAUUACGUUUCCAGCUGAGACAACAAAGGGAGGAGUUUUCUGUGGAGGUUGCAUCACUGACAACAGGCAUUUGGAAACGUGAUGCCUCCAGCACAUUUAUCCAAGCAAUUCAAUGAAAUCUACUGUGCACUUCUAACCAGACUGAACUGACUGAGAACUAAUUCGUUCUGGAAACAUGAGGAUGGCUGUGUGCAUGAGAAUACCACUACUCCAUGCACGGGCACUGGGGCUGUCUGAAAGUGUGCAUGAUUGCAUAAGCCACUAUAGUACGAGUAUCAGCGGGUAGGACUAGGUGUAGAAUCCCAAGUCUGUGGCAGUACUCCUGUAUCUUCCUCAAUGUGAUCGUUCGUACUGGGCAAUGUCAUAUUCGCUUCUAAGGUUCUAAUUGCUUAAACUACAUUGAAAAACACAAAAAUAUUUCUGAUAGCCAUACAUUACUCAAGCAACACAGGGUUUUAUAAACUAGAAAAAAAAUUAGUAAAUUCCCUAGGUUUGUAGUAGAGUAGACAGAGGAAGAGGAAACAAUCCUGAGCAGCACUAUAUACAGCUCUGCAUACAUUAGCACACGCAUCUGAUAGCAUUAUCCUCCCUUUCCUGCAUUUUGUAGAUGGUAACAGUUUCUACUGUUUCUUGCAUAACAAAUACUACAAAAGCAUUUUUUGUAAUGUUGUAGCCUUCACUUUCCUUUAGACCCAAUUAAGCUGCAAAAACUCAUCAUGGGUUACUUGACAAGAACCUAAGUUGCUGGCACUUACUAUACUGUUUUCAUAACUAAUCUAAAUAUUCACAAAAUCAUUGUCCUGACAGACCUAACACUUACACGUAAAGAAACUACAGACCAGCAAUGAAUUUUUGAGUUCUGAUGCCAAAAAGUGGAAUCUUAAAAAUCUGCUUCUCUGCUUUUUGUUUUUUAUUUAAAUUUAAGUUCAUGGCUAAAAUUUGCUGCAGCCUGUGACUUUUUCUAUUCUUUCCUAGUACAGAACUAAAGUUUAGAAUAAUCCUUUUGGCUGGUUGACAAACGUACAUUUAACAAACUAUAAAAACCUACUUUGAAGAUUUAUUAACUCAUAUUCUAAUGUGAGCACAUUUGGUUUUCACCCUGAAGAAGAAAAGGAGGGGAAAUUUUAUUCUAACAAGAAGUUGAGUGAAGUUCAGCAGGAUUGAUUCUCAUCAGAACUAUUAUAUUAAAUUUCAAGGCAUUGAUAUACAAAUGAACUUCCAUGCACACACUAACCUCUUUAUAUUAUAUGCAUACACAUGCUCUCCAAAUGUAACUGCCCUUCAGACUGACUGCAGUUGUCAAGUCAGUUGGAGGAAUAAUUCUGCUGCAGUUACGUGGAAGUUCAGAUAAACCUAAGUAAGCAUAAUUUAUGUAAGAACUUGCAUUGUAUUUUUACUCUACCACAUCCUAGAUUAUAACAAAAGUAAAAUAAAAUAGAGGAUAAAAGUCUCUUUUGUAUCUCAUAGUCUACGUAGGUAAUGUACUGCUAAAAUUAACAAGGUUAUAUACGCAUUCAUAGCAGCAGGCAUUAAGAAACCUGUUGAAGAGUUUACAUCAGUAUGAAGAACUUACCAUAUUAGAGGAAAGCAGUGACGGUGGAUUUGCCUUUUGAAAUCACUUCUGCCAAGGUUUUUCUCCCUUAGGUGUGCAGACACCUCCUGGAGGAAGGCCUCUUACACUUCAGCUAUUGACUUGAGUUUACUUAACUUUAGGUCUCAAGCCCAGCUUCUAAUAAGGAAAUAACUUAAAAGGGACAAGGACUGUUAUUUCGAACUACAAAUAAAAAGACUCCUGAACUAUUUUUAAAAGGGGAAUGUUCUUUCAUUGCCACUAGAAAAACAUAAUAAAUCUGUCUUACUGGACAGUUACUCACAAGAAAUAGUUUUGUAGCUUAUCCCUCAAGUAUAUUUGAAAACUACUUCCAAAACUGGCUUCAUUGUAAGGAAAAGAGGAACAGUUUGGGAAUUCUUUUAAUAUUAGAAAACCACUUAGUUAUUAAGUUGCCAAUCAGAAAAUCACUGAUUUUUUUUUUUAAAUUAAAUUUUCUGUUGUGAGUUCAUUAAUGAAAAAAUACAUAUGAAAUGUCAAUGUAAGAUUAAUGAGGUACUCGUAUCUAUCCAAUAUCAAAGUGUGGGAAAUAAAGGAGAAAACCCUACCCUGCUUCUUCACUCUUCAGACUAGUGUUCAGCUAAUGCUAGAUAUGCUUCCUCCUAAAUGGAUAAGUAUUUAAAUAGAUAAACCUUACAAAUGGAUUUUUUUUUUGCCAGACUUGAUAGUGUUUCAUGCUAGGCUCAUUAAACAAAACAAAAAAAGAAAACCCCACACACCCCUCAAACCAACACAAAACUUACAGUUCCAAUUUUUGGUCAUUUAAGUAUAGCCACUUGCAAAAGCCUCUUUAAACAGAAAUUCUACUACCUUUUAUUGGAAAGGGUGAAGGUAGGAAAAGAAAUGAUUGAGUUAAAUAUGGCAUUAUCUGUAUCAAAGUCAAAGUUUCUCUUCAGCCCUUGCAAACAAACUGAAACUGAGAACGUUAUUUCUAAUGGAAUAAUUUGCAGAGUUGUAACUGCAGAAAUCACUGCUAUUUAGUGUGCAACACUACUGUUGUUAUUCUUUUAUAACAGCAUUUGAAAUGGCAACAAAAGAUGCAUCUUUCAUUUGUAUUUUUUUAAGACACUAAUAUACGACAUUGUCUCUCUGGGUGGUUUUAGCACAGAAUGCUCAGCAACUUCCCAAGAAAUGCCACUGUUUUCUAGUGGAUUAAAAGUCAACCAAGAAGCCCUGAUAUUAAUAGAAGCCCUGCAACAGUCACAGUGCAAAACAGGGCAAGGCCCCUCAGCUUGAAUUUCUCAGCUGAAAAAUGAGAAUAAUGCACUCCAAGUACAGAUGUACUGAGAAAGGGUGAAAGUUUUUAAAAUUAUUUGAAGAUAUAAAACGCAAUGUAGACAUGCAAAGUCACAGGAAAAAUAUUUUUAGAAAUAGACUGUCCAGAUCAUUUGUGAUGUUAGACCUUUGCUCUCUUUUCACUAGGAUAAUCCAGUCUGAGGUCUUUAUGGGAACAGGAGGCAAGGAAGCCCUCCAGAAGUGGAUUAAAAAGGCUUUUUUUUCCCUGAAUAAUACAAAGAUAAAAUAUAUCCAUGUUUUCAUUCUAUAAAAGCUGAACUUGCAGGGCAGUUCAGUCCUCAUUAUUUUUUUUGUUACAUGGCAUGCUGGUUUCAAGUUUUCUAAAUCUUCUCAUGAUAAGUUCAUUUUUUAGUAUCUCUAUUUAGCCAAGUGGUUGAAAUAUUGAAAAAUUUAUUUCAUUUAUUUAUUAUCAUUGAUUCUUUUUUUCUUCCUUUUACAUAUCCAUCUGAAAACAUUUAGAGUAACCAGUAUUUAUCAGGUAGCUCAACAAGUAGCCAUACAUUAAACACUGUUUUUGUAAAAAAGCUAGUUAUAUUGAUACCAAAUGGGCUGCACUGCAAUUAAAAGUGUUUUGAGGCAAACAAAUUCCUUCUCUUCAGCUCACUUUCUGCUUAUCUAUCACAUGAGUAUAUCCUACCCUCUAUUCUGAAUAGUGAAAAGGAAAUUAUGAAACCGGUAAAUUAGGACCAUGUUUGCCUUUUAAGCAAAGGGAAUUAAACUGGAGUUUUAGCUGUACAGAACUAAGUAUUCCCUCCAACUUGUACAUAAUGAACCUGUAUUAAUUUAUGCGGUUGUUUAGUUACAAGUGUUGCAAGCUGAUUGUAAGUCAUCAGUAUGUGCCUUGUACUGUAAACUGUUAUUGUAAUAAAUUUAAUAUUCAUAAGCCA